Molecule: messenger RNA, 2822 nt
Organism: Cladophialophora immunda
Lineage: Eukaryota; Fungi; Ascomycota; Eurotiomycetes; Chaetothyriales; Herpotrichiellaceae
Exons: 2
Coding region: 258-2402 (714 amino acids)
Biological process (GO): transcription initiation at RNA polymerase II promoter; positive regulation of transcription elongation by RNA polymerase II
Cellular component (GO): transcription factor TFIIF complex; nucleus
Molecular function (GO): DNA binding; TFIIF-class transcription factor complex binding; RNA polymerase II general transcription initiation factor activity
Source: RefSeq, a predicted model, not a curated record
CACGACACCUCCAGGCAGGGCAAGUUAGCGGGGGGACACUGGUGUGCAUGACGGCAAAACCUGAAGCUGCCCCUUGCAUUCCAAAACACCACCGCUUCACGGCUCAUUCACUACAUCGCUAUCAUCUCUAUCGACCACAACUGACUCCCUUUGUUCUUGGACUUGCAAAUCACCGAAUCAUUUCAUAGCAUUCCUGUCCCUUUCCUUUAAUACUCGGCUGCAUCAAUGCUGUGAUAACGCAGGCUCCAGAAUCAGCAAUGAAUCCAACUUCCGCGCCCUUUGGAGUGCCUGCAACCCGUCCUCCUGGCGCUCCUCCUAUCGUCAGACGCAAGAAGCCUGUAUCUGAUCCCUUUUUCAAAGGCCCCAGGAGCAAACCGACCGUGACCAAGCCUCAACUGAACGGCCACCUCACUCCUCCCGUCAACCUCAACGGCCAUCCACCUCCGAAGUCACAGCCCGUAUCUGCGCUGCCUCCACGCGCGGCCUCUCCGUCCACAGCAGCUCUUCCAGAUCGUGAGCGCGUGAGUGGCUUCAGCGACCCUCGAGUUGCAGCCGAAGGAAUUUCUUACACGGACUACAAAGUGGUGACAACAAAGAGAGAUCUGCUCAACGGCCUCAGGUAUCAUAUCCUCCAGCUCCCUGGCGACAAACCCAUAGACAUUCGCAAUGAAUCCGAGUUUGCCAAACCAGUCCGUCUGCAUCGACGCGAUCCUCGCGCCCCUCCUCCGGGCCAUCAGCAGGACAAGAAAGAGGAAGAGCAACCAGAACCAAAGGAUGGGCUCAACCCUGCAGAGAGAGAAGAGUUGAAUCGGCGGAAGGAAGCCCGGCAGAAGGAGCGUGAGGCGAACCUGGCGCAAAUAGCUCCGUCCCAAAAUACCGGCAAGAAGUUGAACUUCAAAAAGAAAACGCAACAAGUCUUCAGACCAGACUUUUCGGCCGAAGAGAAGCGUCGAAUCCAGAACAACUAUGAAGAGAAGCUGCCAUGGCAUCUCGAAGAUUUCGAUAACAAGCAUUGCUUCGUUGGGCAUCAUCAGAUCGGCUCUGUCAGCACCAACGCCGCCUUUGUCUACGAGCCAUCAGUGGAUACUUCAACCGGCAAAUUUCGAAUCAUCCCAAUCGAAAAAGUCUACCAGUUCAAGCCAAAACGGGAGAAUCUUCAAAAGAUGACGAUUGAGGAAGUCGAAGCAGCAAUGAAAAAGGGAGGCUCAGAUCCCGAGUGGCUGAUCCGCCACCGAGAAGCUCGCAUCCAGGAAGCCUUGAAAGAGCGCGCAGCAAGAGAAAGUAGGGCACUCUUUUCUGGCGCAGCUCGGACAACAGCCGAUGCAGGGAGGACUGGCGAGGAAGCGGACCUGGACUACGAAGAUGACUUUGCCGAUGACGAGGAGGGCGAUCUGUUCCUAGACAAGGAUGAGGACGAGAAGCUCGCAGAGAAACGAAUCAAGGAAGAUCAGUUGCAAGCUAAUUUCCUUGAUUUCAAGGAUCUCAAGGAGUAUGAUGAGGCAGAAGAGCGAGAAAAGCGGGAAGCAGAGGCCAGGAAGAAGAAUUUCCGGGACCUGAGAAAAGCACUGGAGAGGCGGGAGCGGAAUUACAAUCAUGGUAGUGAUUCGGAAAAUGCAUCCUCUACCGACAGCGAGGAAGAACGGGAGCGAAUCGAGCGUGAACGUCUGGCCAACAUCAAGAAGGAAGAAGAAGCAGAGGCCAAGAAAUCCGCUCUGUCCUCGGGCGCCAAUACACCCUCGGGUCGGAAAGAGAAGAGAGGUUCUGACCGCGACGAAGAAGGUGGCAUGAGGAAAUCGACAUCGACUCGCUCUUUGAAACGCCCUGGCUCUCCAAAUCUCUCUGAUGCCUCUGGCACGGACGUUUCGACGCGGAAGAAGAAGCUCAAGUCGAAACAUCUGCCUUCUACUCAACCCACGCCGGGCCAUUCGAGACCUAUGUCCCCGGCCAAUGUUCCGCCUAGCUCCUCUGCGCCGCAGACGUUGGACCCAUUGGCGGCAUUGAAGGCACGAAAGCGGGCUGGGGCCGCAAGUCCCAUGGGAGCCGGAUCAGACACCGACACCGACGCGGCCGCUAUGUCCGACAGCAGUCGUGCUCGACGCCUCAAGCUCAAAAUGUCGGCCUCUCCGCCUCCCACGGGCGCGGCAGGAACAGCCUCACCACCAGCUCAACCGUCCUCGCGUGCAGCGUCCCCAACUCCAGCCUCCGCCGGUGGUAGUGUUCCUAGGCCGGUAGCAUUCCCCUCGGCACAAGACAUCAAGAACGCGAUCCCGCCCCAAGGCAUAACUGUCAAGGAUCUUAUGAAGGUCGUGGCGCAUCCCAAAGACAAGCAGAAGGAGUUUGUGGCAUUGGUUAAGGAGGUGGCGAGUUACGACAAGGAGAGGGGUGUGCUAUUGCCGAAAUAGAAAACGAUUCGCUAACGAUCCACGUUGUCGCUAUUAUGGACGGGCACGGAGAAGCGGCAUAGGCUCUGGUGACUCCGACUGCGAUUGUUGACAGAAACGGGAACAGUACAGCAGUUAGUUGGGCAGCUGGGAGGAGAGCUACUAGAGUACCUGGAGACGGCGUGCGUAGAUACCUACAGACUGUACAUGAUGAUUCUUCCCACAACCACGAGGCGAGUAAGAAUCCCAAAUCGACAUGUUUUCAAUGGAGCAAAGGCAGAUAAACAUCCGUUGGUAUGCGCUGUAUAGAUGGUCUGUGACGGUCUGUGAUGUGAUGAUGGCUCUCCCGCUGGUCAUUCAUUAUAUAGAGCAAAAAGAUGCAGGGGCUCCGGUAUCCAAUUUAUACAACUCUUCCCAGCCGCCCUCCAGAUUCAAGUCUCC